ACAUGAUAAUAAUCAGUGUUCGAAUUAAUCCUCCACUUUCUCGAAGAUAACAAAUCAAUCCAGUCCACCACCAAACCAAACAUUCCCAAAAUUCGAACCACCUCGUUUACCAUUACCAACAAUGCCAGUCUUCAAAACCCCAUUCAAUGGCUACUCCGUCAAAUUCAGCCCAUUUUACGAAUCUCGUCUCGCCGUCGCCACUGCCCAGAACUUUGGAAUCCUCGGCAACGGUCGUCUCCACGUCCUCUCCUUACCCCCAGCACCCUCCUCCCCUCUAACCGAACUCAUCUCCUUCGACACUGCUGAUGGCAUCUACGACCUUGCCUGGUCUGAAUCCCACGAUUCCCUCUUAAUCGCAGCUGUGGCCGAUGGCUCCGUCAAGCUUUACGACACGGCCUUACCUCCAACACAAAACCCACUUCGUUCACUCCAGGAACACACGCGUGAAGUUCACUCAGUCGAUUACAAUCCCACGCGCCGUGAUUCUUUCAUCACCGCUUCCUGGGAUGACACGAUUAAAUUAUGGACCCUUGACAGGCCGGCGAGUAUUCGUACGUUUAAAGAGCACGCGUAUUGUGUUUAUUCUGCUGCGUGGAACCCGAGGCACACGGAUGUUUUUGCAUCUGCUUCCGGGGACUGUACUGUGCGAAUCUGGGACGUGCGUGAGCCGGGAAGUACGAUGAUUAUUCCAGGUCAUGAUUUUGAGAUUUUGUGUUGUGAUUGGAAUAAAUAUGAUGAUUGUAUUAUUGCUACUGCAUCGGUGGAUAAGAGUAUUAAAGUAUGGGAUGUAAGGAGUUUCAGAGGUCCUUUAUCUUAUGUUUUGUGA
Molecule: messenger RNA, 826 nt
Organism: Populus euphratica (Euphrates poplar)
Lineage: Eukaryota; Viridiplantae; Streptophyta; Magnoliopsida; Malpighiales; Salicaceae
Product: peroxisome biogenesis protein 7-like
Exons: 1
Coding region: 122-826 (234 amino acids)
Biological process (GO): protein import into peroxisome matrix
Cellular component (GO): cytosol; peroxisomal matrix
Molecular function (GO): protein binding
Source: RefSeq, a predicted model, not a curated record